AUGUUCCGCCGCCAAAUUCUUUCGCAUCGACAAAACAUUCUGCGGCGGCCGGCGCUCAUCAGACAAGCGAAGCUGGCGCCAGGACGCUGCCGAUCUACCGAGGCAUCCAGCGCGUCCAAGAUCGACCGCAUCACCUCGAAGCUGCCGCGCCGACUGCAAAAAUACACGCAGGGUCUGCGCAAUGCGCCCUUGUCCCAUGUCGUUUCGUUCCUUAUCCUGCAUGAGCUGACGGCCAUUGUACCCCUGAUCGCACUGUUUGCCUUGUUCCAUUACACGGCGUACGUGCCGCUGACAUACGUGACGGAUCACUUUGGGGGCUACGUCGAGGCCGGUGUGUCGCGUUUUGAAAGAUAUUUUCGUCGCAAAGGCUGGUUUGGAUUUGAAAAAGGUGCUGCUGGUGAGGAUGGGAAGUCGGUGCAGGAGACUGCAGGGCAAACGCAGGAUGCUGUGAGCAAAUGGCAAACUGGUGAUCCCAAGUACCGGAUUUUAGUGGAGGUUUCUCUGGCCUACGCGGUCACAAAAGUACUUUUGCCUUUGAGAAUCAUUGGUAGUGUAUCGGCUACCCCCUGGUUCGCCAGUGUUCUUGUCAAUCUGCGCAAGGCUGUAUUAAGAAGAUAA
Messenger RNA from Beauveria bassiana ARSEF 2860, 618 nucleotides. RefSeq names its product mitochondrial seryl-tRNA synthetase. The transcript has a single exon. Gene Ontology annotation, cellular component: mitochondrion. NCBI's taxonomy places the organism in Eukaryota, Fungi, Ascomycota, Sordariomycetes, Hypocreales, Cordycipitaceae. The coding region runs from base 1 to 618 and encodes 205 amino acids. The record is from RefSeq and is a predicted model, not a curated record.